CUCAGUCAGUCGUUAGCCAGCCGUUGUUGAGGUUGUGUGGACUGUCGCCGGACUGGCUUGCCGUUGCUCUGCUGGGAGGGGCCGCUUUCUUCUCCAGGGUUUUGCUGUGAGGUGAUUCCUGGUGUCAACAUUCGGACUAUACAAGGUUCAUCAUGACGCAAUUGGUUCAAGAUCUUGUCCACGGUUAUAGGGAUAUUAUGGACAACAGGAGUGACCCACGUGUAAACCACUGGCCCAUGAUGAGCAGUCCGAUGCCCACGCUCAUCAUCUGCAUUAUCUACGCUUACUGUUCCAAAGUCGUGGGGCCGAAACUCAUGGAGAACCGCAAACCCUUCCAGCUGCGCAACGUGCUGAUCGUCUACAACCUCCUCCAGACUCUUUUCAGCUCCUGGAUAUUCUACGAGUACCUGCAGAGUGGAUGGGCGGGUCACUACAGCUUCCGUUGCCAACCCGUAGAUUAUUCAUACAGCCCAAUGGGGCUAAGGAUGGCGAACACUUGCUGGUGGUACUACAUCUCGAAAUUUACGGAAUUUUUUGAUACACUUUUCUUCAUCCUGAGGAAGAAGAACAAACAAGUGUCUAACCUACACGUGAUCCACCACGGGUGUAUGCCUAUGAGCGUCUGGAUGGGUCUUAAGUUUGCACCGGGUGGUCACAGCACAUUCUUUGCUUUGCUCAAUACUUUCGUGCACAUCGUAAUGUAUUUCUACUACAUGGUAUCUGCAAUGGGUCCAGAAUACCAGAAAUACAUCUGGUGGAAGAAGUAUCUAACUACAAUGCAAAUGGUGCAGUUUGUACUCAUAUUUGCACAUCAGUUCCAGUUAUUGUUCAUAGACUGCAAUUAUCCAAAGGCAUUUAUGGUUUGGAUAGGCCUGCAUGGUGUAAUGUUCCUCUUCUUGUUCUCAGAUUUCUAUAGAGCAAGCUACACUAAGAAAGUCAAGGAUGAAAAUUCUGGAGCCUGCAUGCCUCUUGAUGAUCAGAAGAAGAAUACAGACAGCAGUGCAAAUGGUAUUGCAGUUAACGGAAAUGCCCAGCAGAUAUCUGAUUAUGCAAAUGAAUACUCAAAAGCUUAUUCCAACUGUUAUUCCAAUGGUGUAAACAAUGGUUAUAUGUCAACGGCAAAACAAUCGCUAACGCAACGUGCACAAAAAGGAAAAUAACAAAACAUUUUUGGAAUGGUUAGGUUCACAGCUACAGUAGGUCCAUGAAGAAUCAGCAUGUAAGGAACCUCAGUCACCUAUUGCCCUUGUGUGAACUUCCUUACUGCCAUGCGGAAUCUUCCAAUAAAAGUGCUCCAGAAAAACAUGUGUGAGAAAUGAGCAAAGAAGAGCCAUGUGACUAUUAGUUCUGUUAUUGCCGAAGACAAUGAGCACUUGUUGUUGCUCAGUUGUGCCUACUCAGGGUUUCAAAAUAAAUAUUUUCAGCAGAACAGAGAGAGCAGACUUUGUUGCAUGAGUGCCAUUUGAAACACUUGCCUUACAUGUUGUUUGCUGAAAAUGUGGUGUUAAUUGUGCCUCAAGAAGAAAAAUUAUAAAAGAUAAAGAGCACUUAAAUUGUCCGUUACAUUUUGCUAUAUUUGUCUUUUACAGCUCAUAGUUAGAAGCCUAGAAUACCUACAUUUUGUAUGUUACAUUUAAAUCUCAAUUUUUUUUAAUCUAUGGAGGUUACUUAAUUUUUAUUCUCAUUUCAGAAAAUGUUAUAUGUAAUACUUAAAACAUAGUGCCCAUUGAGCAGUUUCCCAUUGAGAGUUGAUUGUCAGCAAUGUUUAGACAACGAAAGUAGCCUUCAAUAGGCGUUGUUGUAAUCAUAAUAUAAGGAUGCUAUAUUGUUGCUGAUUUUAACUGUCUGGGACCAAGAAAAUCAAGAAUAACUUUGAAAGUGUUUCUUGUUGUAAUGUUUAAAUGAAAGCUUUACAUAUAACUGGCAGCGUUAAAGUGAUAUUAAAACACUUAAUUAUACAGAACACCUACAGAUAUGUUAUAUAUUGUUUUUAGCAUAUUUUGACAAUAAUUGUCAUUAUGUCUGUUCAGUUUAAUCAGAGAGACUGUUGCAGUAUUGAUGAAGUUUUCUACAAAUGGAUUGUUGUGGUCUGUUUUCACAUACAUUUUAUUAAAAUUAGUUGAUUACACUAAAGUAUUUGAUUCUAAUGAAAAAUGGUUUUCUGCCAGUUUGUAUUUGGUAAAUGAUUCAUAAUAUUAUUUUGUUGUUGACAAUGAUUGUGUGUCUGUAUGUAUAUAUACAUAUAUAUAUAUAUCUGUUUGAGGUUUGUGUGUGUGUGUGUGUGUGUGUGUGUGUGUGUGUGUGUGUGUGUGUGUGUGUGUGUAUGUGUGUGUGUGUGUGUGUGUGAGAGAGAGAGAGAGAGAGAGAGAGAGAGAGAGAGAGAGAGAGAGAGCAUCUUUGUCCGAACAUAUGAAAAGAGAAAGAGAAAAGGGAGUAUAAAACUGUGUGUAUGUACAUAAAUAUGAACAGAUAUUUUUGUACAUAAUUUAGGUUCAAGAGAGUUUUGAAAAAAAUAAAGCAUUAUUUACAGUUGUUUGUACCACCAAUCAUAUAUUUUAGUCCUGUUUGAAACAGGCUGUUCAUAAUAUUGUCUUUAUCUUGUGUCUUAUUGUAAAAUGUGGAAAGAUGCAAAAAUGCAGAUAAAACUGUUACCCUGUUCAAUAAAUUCACAAUCAAACUUGUUA
Messenger RNA from Schistocerca gregaria, 2684 nucleotides. Its product is annotated as elongation of very long chain fatty acids protein AAEL008004-like. Gene Ontology annotation, biological process: very long-chain fatty acid biosynthetic process; fatty acid elongation, monounsaturated fatty acid; fatty acid elongation, polyunsaturated fatty acid. NCBI's taxonomy places the organism in Eukaryota, Metazoa, Arthropoda, Insecta, Orthoptera, Acrididae. Gene Ontology annotation, molecular function: fatty acid elongase activity. Gene Ontology annotation, cellular component: endoplasmic reticulum membrane. The transcript has 10 exons. Bases 153 to 1160 code for a protein of 335 amino acids. The record is from RefSeq and is a predicted model, not a curated record.